Molecule: messenger RNA, 1037 nt
Organism: Quercus lobata
Lineage: Eukaryota; Viridiplantae; Streptophyta; Magnoliopsida; Fagales; Fagaceae
Product: protein RADIALIS-like 3
Exons: 2
Coding region: 505-807 (100 amino acids)
Molecular function (GO): DNA-binding transcription factor activity
Source: RefSeq, a predicted model, not a curated record
CACCACUUUGCUGAUUUUUUAGGCAAAAAGGUAAUGGAUUGUCUACCUAUUUAUUAAUUAUGCAACUAGCCUCUGUGCUUAGCCUUGGAAAUUCUAUAUUUUCUAUUUGCAUUAUAAACGAAAAGAUUCUUAACUUCUUAGGAACACAUAAAAAAACAAAAUCCCAGAAAGCCUUUCCUUUGAAACUGAUUCCUCUCCUCCUCUGCCUAGUGGCUGAACCUUGUCCUGCUUCGUUUGUGGUUCCAAAGGGCGACGGGUCACACCUCAAUCCACCUUUUGACAAAAUAGAUUCGCCAACUGGCUCCACCACACCACCCUAUAAACCAUUUUAUAAGCAAGCAAAGCAAUCACAGCAUGAGCAAGCACCCAUGGCAGUCUCUUCUCUUGCAUGAACCAUAUCCCCAAAGCCUUCUCUUUUGUUCUUGCUCCUUCAGCACUAGUUCUCACCAUUCCUUUAGACACUUUAGGAUUUGAACUGAAAGCACAAAGUUUAGAGCAACUUUGAUGGCUUCAAGUUCUCUUAGUAAGCAAAACUCCAGCUCCUCUUGGACCCCAGAGCAGAACAAAAGGUUUGAAAAAGCACUAGCAUUGUAUGAUAAGGAGACCCCUGACCGGUGGCAGAAUGUAGCCAAGGCUGUGGGUGGGAAUAAAACAGCUGAGGAAGUGAAAAGCCACUAUGAAAUCCUUCUAGAGGAUCUCAGGCAUAUUGAGUCUGGUCUUGUUCCUAUUCCCAAGUACAGGUCCAAUGGAAGCAGUGCCAACAUUGAUGAAGAAGAGAGGCUUCUGAAGUAUCUUAAGCUGCGGUGAUCUAAGUCCAAGCCACAACCACCUUUCAUUCAAGUUUAAAAGCAGAUUUAUGAGAAGUAAAUCUGUGUAUUAAUAUGUAUCUUUCUCUUCUUCUUCUUCUUCUUCUUCUUCCUUUUUUUUUUUUUUGGUGAGUAUCCUGUAUCAAUGUGUAUCACUGCUACUUAGUGAAGGUAUUGGACCGUCCUAAAUGUAAUAAAAUAUCCAUCUUUAUUUAUAAAAAAAAAAUUAUU